AUGGAUAAAUCAUGGAUUGAAAAGCCACGGAACACAAACGAAUACUUGCUUGGUUUGGAUAAAUUUCUUGAUUCUGAGUUUAAGAAUGCGGUUGUGGAAGAUACAAUCAGAUGUCCAUGUCCUAAAUGUGGUUUUGGCAAGUGGCAAACUAGAGAAAUAGUGCAGGAUCAUUUGAUUUGCAAGCCAUUCCCGCAAAAUUAUGUUAUUUGGAAUCUUCAUGGUGAGAAACAGGUAGUAGAGCCUUCUGGAGAUAGAGAUGUUAUGCAAAAGAUGUUUCAUCCAGAAAAUUCAAUAGAAACAAUGAUUAAUGAUGCAUUUGGGCAAUAUAGGCACCAAGCGGCUGAUGUAGGGAUAUCUCAACCAUUGUGUUCAAAUGAAAUAUCAAAUGAGGGGCAUAGGGAGGAUUCUGGUGACUUUCAUGAUUUUCUCAAAGAUGGAAGUAAAACACUUUAUGAAGGGAGCAAGUACACAAAGUUAGAGUUUUUAAUAAAAUUGUAUCAUAUAAAGGUCUAUUGUGGAUUAAGUGAUAAGGCAAUGACCAUGAUACUAGAUUUGUUGAGAGAUACAUUUGAAGAUGCAAAUUUACCUCCUUCCUUUUAUGAGGCCAAAAAAACCAUUAGCAAACUUGGCCUUGACUACAUCAAGAUACCUGCAUGUCCAAAUAAUUGUAUGUUAUACUGGGAAGGUGACUCAGAAUUGGAAGCAUGUAAGCAUUGUGGUACAUCUAAAUGGAAUCCUAACAAGAAAAAAAAAAAGCAAUCUGCAAAGGUUUUACAUUAUUUUCCAUUAAAAUCAAGGUUACAAAGAUUAUUUAUGUGUUGUAAGACUGCUGAGCAUAUGAGAUGGCAUGCUUCAAGCAGUAACGAAGAUGGGUUGAUGAGACAUCCAAGGGAUGGUGAGGCAUGGAAGACAUUUAAUCGGACUCAUUUUGGAUUUGCUUCGGAUCCUCAAAAUAUUCGCUUAGGCCUUGCUACUGAUGGUUUCAGUCCUUUUGGAACAAUGAGUACUACCUAUAGUAUUUGGCCAGUCUUCUUGAUUCCAUACAAUCUUCAUCCUUGGAUGUGUAUGAAACACACCUCCUUCAUCUUAUCAAUGAUUAUUCCAGGCAAGCAAAUGCCUCGAAAUAAUAUAGAUGUGUACUUACAGCCCCUCGUGAAGGAAUUAUGUGAGUUAUGGAAUGAUGGUAUUGAAACGUUUGACUCAUCAUUGAAAGAAAAUUUUAGAAUGCAUGCAGCUCUUAUGUGGACAAUCAGUGACUUUCCUGGAUUAGGUAUCCUAUCUAGCUGGAACACACAUACUGGUUUUGCCUGCCCAACUUGUAACUUUGACACAGAACCUUGUCGUUUUCGUCAUAGUAAAAAGUGGUGUUUUAUGGGUCAUCGACGUUUUCUGAGAAGAAAUCAUAGGUUUAGAUUGAAUCGAGUACGCUUUAAUGGAAGUACAGAGGAGCGGAAUCCACCAUUAAAAUUAUUAGGGUUGGACAUUUUGAGACAAAUUGAAGAAAGGAGAGUAGCAGAGUUGAAUGUUAGCGGGAAAAGAUCUAGAAGAGCAACUAAACAAUGGAACAAGAGAAGUAUAUUUUUUGAACUUCCUUAUUGGAAAUCUAACUUGUUACAUCAUAAUUUAGACUUUAUGCAUAUCGAAAAGAAUAUAUGUGACAAUAUCAUAUAUACACUGCUGCAUGAUAAAUCAAAAUCAAAAGAUUAUAUUAAUGCCCGAAAGGAUCUAAGAGAAAUAGGCAUAAGGCGUGAUCUUUGGCCGGAUGAUAGUGGAAAAUAUCAUCUUGCUAUUUUUUCACUUGUGACUGAUAACAAAAAGAAGCUGGACACCAAAAAGUUGUUCCUUACAACUUUGAAGAAUAUUAAAGUACCAGAUGCCUACUCAAGUAACAUUUCCAGAUGUGUUGAUUUGGUACAAAAAAAGAUUUUUGGAUUGAAAAGUCAUGAUUGCCAUAUUAUUUUAGAGCAAUUGCUACCAUUGGCGAUCCGCAAUGUGUUGCCAGACCAUGUAGUUGCAGUUUUGGUGGACUUUUGCUCAUUUUUUCGUGCCCUUUCUAGCAAAACCUUGAAUCUUUUGGAGCUUGAUAAGCUCCAAGAGCGCAUUGAAAGCAUACUUUGCCACAUAGAGAUACUAUUUCCUCCAUCAUUCUUUACAGUAAUGGUUUAUUUGUCUGUCCAUCUAGCAAAAGAGGCAAAACUGGGAGGUCCAGUGCAUCACCGAAACAUGUAUCCUAUUGAGAGGGAAUUAGGCCAUUUUAAGUCAUUUGUACGAAAUAAAGCACAACCAGAGGGUUCUAUAGCUGAGGGUUACUUAGCUAAAGAGUCUCUUACCUUUUGUUCUCGGUAUAUUGAGGAUAUUGAGACAAGAUUCAAUAGGCCUAGGCGUGUUCGUAAUGACCCAAAUGUCACUGAGCCUUCUGGAAGAUGGGCUGAUACUGCUCGAGAUAGAGGGUAUAAAAAGGAUCGUUGGAACUUAAAUUGUGUUAAUUUUGAUAGAUUGAUUCAUACAGGUGAACGUGAAGAACAUGAGCCUUAUAUCGAAGCAUCUCAAGCACAACUAGUGUACUAUGUAGAUGAUGUUGUCAAUAAAGGGUGGAGUGUUGCUGUGCAUCUAAAGCCAAGAGAUCUGUAUGAUAUGGGAGAAGAAGUAGUGGAAGAUGAAGUAUAUGAGAAUGAACCAUACCAAGAUCAAGAACUCGAACAGUUCUUUAGUGAUGGUGAUGAGUAUGUACAACUAGCUACGGACCAUAUAAUAGAUGAUGUAGUAGAGAAAAAUGUUGCUACUAACUUAGCAUCAGAUACAUGCAUGUUUGAAUAG
Molecule: messenger RNA, 2817 nt
Organism: Nicotiana tabacum (common tobacco)
Lineage: Eukaryota; Viridiplantae; Streptophyta; Magnoliopsida; Solanales; Solanaceae
Source: RefSeq, a predicted model, not a curated record